Messenger RNA from Guillardia theta CCMP2712, 999 nucleotides. RefSeq lists its product as hypothetical. NCBI's taxonomy places the organism in Eukaryota, Cryptophyceae, Pyrenomonadales, Geminigeraceae. The coding region runs from base 1 to 999 and encodes 332 amino acids. The transcript has 2 exons. The record is from RefSeq and is a predicted model, not a curated record. Gene Ontology annotation, cellular component: nucleus; cyclin-dependent protein kinase holoenzyme complex; cytoplasm. Gene Ontology annotation, biological process: mitotic cell cycle phase transition; regulation of cyclin-dependent protein serine/threonine kinase activity. Gene Ontology annotation, molecular function: cyclin-dependent protein serine/threonine kinase regulator activity.
AUGAAUCAGUGCAAGCACAGGUUUGAAGAUUUGGAGUCGGAUAUGCCCGUAAAGGAUUGUUGUCGACCAACCAUGCAUUGCAACGCUUGCUCCCAGCAGUUCGAUGACUACAUCAAGAACUCCAUGAGCUGCACGUUCAUUCGGCAGAACAACAGAGACAUCCGUAGGAACCCCACCAAGUUUUGCCCCAAGCCGUUGCCAGAAUACGAGAUGCUUCAGCUGACAUCGAGCUUGUUGGACAUGUUGCAGAACGAUAGGAUCUUUUCUACCGGCAAAGGAGGCGACGAGGGUCGUACUGCAAGGGCGCACGGACAGAACUCUGGGUCAGUUUUGGCGAGCAUCCGAGCCAUGGGAUUCGACCUGAUCGUCCAGCUUUUUCAAAUUUAUCAGGCCGACAUCAAAGGGGACACGCUGGCGCUGAGCCUGAGCUACUUCCAAAGGUGCCUUGUCAGUGACACCCUGCCAGCCAACUAUCAGAAGUGUGUGGAGUUUCCAGCGGCUUGCUUCUUUAUUGCAACCAAGGUUGAGGAAGUGUGUACGCCCGACAUCAGCAGACUAGCUAUCUUGACCAACACGACGGCAGCGAACCUGUUGAGAAUGGAGAAGAUUGUCUUGGAAACCCUUUCGUUUGAACUCUACCCUGUGACCGCCUCGAGAAUGAUUGGUUCGCUCUUCUCCCUGGCGCCAGACACAAUGGAUGAUGUGAGAAUGUUUGCAAAUCGGUUCAUUCAGUUGAACCCUGCUAUCUUCCUCUCGAACGCUUCUCCUGCGGUUAUCACGUCGGCGCUGCUGUGGCUCAUUCAUAGGGAAUUCGACCUGAGCUGUGAAGACUGGAGUUGGGUUCCGCCUGACUUGCUUGUCUGGAUAUCGAAGCAGAACGAGCUUGACACGUGCUCGAUGCCGGAGGAUGCUGUGCCGUGUGCAGGCAACCAGACCGUGCUCUGUGAAGUGAUUCAAGUCGCGGUGGCUCUGCACAAGAUGGUUUCCAGGCGCUCCUGA